This is a messenger RNA of Solanum tuberosum (potato), 650 nucleotides long. RefSeq names its product autophagy-related protein 8C. The transcript is spliced from 6 exons. Bases 104 to 463 code for a protein of 119 amino acids. Lineage: Eukaryota; Viridiplantae; Streptophyta; Magnoliopsida; Solanales; Solanaceae. The record is from RefSeq and is a predicted model, not a curated record.
UUUUUCUAUUUUAUAAACAAAGAGAAAAUUUUGGAUGCGUCUUUCACUCUCUUUGUGAUUUCUUUGAAUACGCCAAUUUUUUGUUAAUCAUUCUCAGAUCACCAUGGCCAAAAGCUCCUUCAAAUUGGAACACCCUCUUGAGAGGCGACAGGCUGAAGCUGCUCGUAUCAGGGAGAAGUACCCUGAUAGAAUACCGGUGAUUGUUGAGAAAGCUGAAAGAAGUGACAUACCUGACAUUGACAAGAAAAAGUAUUUGGUUCCUGCGGAUCUGACUGUUGGCCAAUUUGUGUAUGUUGUUCGCAAGAGGAUUAAGCUCAGCGCUGAGAAGGCUAUUUUUAUCUUUGUGAAGAAUAUCCUCCCCCCUACAGCUGCCAUGAUGUCUGCCAUUUAUGAGGAACACAAGGAUGAGGAUGGCUUCCUGUACAUGACCUACAGUGGCGAGAAUACCUUCGGAUCCUUUUGAAGUUUCAAGCAGAGACCUUAUUACUGUGUAAAUAAGUCUUAAGAAAACUUGUAAAUACUUACGUUAGCCUACUCUUCCGAAUUAUCUUUCUACCAAGAUGCUCUCUUGGGUUGACAUUGACUGGUUUAUGUAGUUACCUUUAUGAAGUUGCUCAUUUCCCGUUUGCUAAGAUGGCUUUACAUUCCUG